AUCACAUCAAAAUAUCACACACCAUUCCAUCCUUAUCACAGCCUGACCCCUCGGCUUCAUGUGAACCGUGCCGAAGUUUUAAGACUCCGAUAAAUACGUGGUAUAAAAUUAUUCAGACAUCGACCUACCAUCAACAAACAGACCAAAAUCCCAGCCAUGCCGAGACCCAAACGAGCGCGUCGCGCGCCGCCCGCGCCCGUCACCGUCGCCGUCGCACCCGAGGCGAAGUCAAGCCCCGCGCCCGCCUCGGGCAGCGAUAUUUACAGCCAUAGCGAUCGCGAGCACUCGGUCAUCCGGAAGGAGCUCGAACAGGAGGACGGAGGCGAGCCGUCUCGCCUAACGGGGGGCAGGUCCACGCGUCUGAGCAGGGGCGCCAGUUUGCGUCAGAGGCAGGCGCUGGAGAAGUCGGUCCGCGCGCGGGACGAGGCCAUGGACAGGUUGGAGGAUGAGCUCGACACGACGUCUUCUAAGGCAAAGACGUCGAGCGAUCAGCAUCAAAAGUCCGACUCUCCGGUCGAGUUGGAGCUGGGCAGGAAGACGCGCGCGACGCCGGUUCAGCAUCGGAGGGACACGACGGGGCUGGACCUGGACGACGACAUGUUUGAGGGGCUCGACACCACGCUUGGCGAAGACGACAAUGUCGAUGACGCUGCACCGCCGAGUGCGCCGCGAUCGGAUACCUCGACUUUCAGUGUUAGCCACUUUAGGCGCCGUGGCCGCGCACCGAGUAUUAGUAUCAACAAAGAUGACGCGCCUAUCCGGCCGAGCAGUCGCGGAGUCGGCAGCACCCCUGGCAUCAGUUCGACUUUCAACAUUGGAAUGUUCAAACGCCGGCGGAGGGAACCGAGUAUCUUGGGCACGGCGCAGAAGGAGCGUACGCAGCGGCCGAUUGAGUUAUCAUCUGGAUCCGAGUCGGAUGAUGAAGAGGGCGACGAUUUCGAACCUGAGGCCGAGUCGACGCCGCUGCAGAACAAGCGCAAAUCACAACCUCUCCGAGCGACGACGGAGCCCGAGUCUGAGUCGCAGCAGGUCCUCGCGCCGGAUUCACAACCUGUCCAGAAGGAGGCGGAGCUCAGUUCCAGCACCGCGUCACGCAAGCGCAAGAGUAUAGAGAGCCGCGAGGAGGCGGACCGCCCAGUGAAAACACCUCGGACCGAGCCUGAGGCUGAGUCUGUGCCUGGUCUGGGAGAUGACGACAGCGAUUCAGAGCUCUCUGAACUGCCCUCGCCCGUUCUCACACCUACGCGGCCGUCCGCUUUCCCUCGCCCAGUAACCCCGAACAGGGAUGAGAUCAUGGCACCUCCGGAGAGCAGCGACUCGGAAAAUAGCGACGAGGCAUGGCCCGACAUCCACACACUCACCAAGCAACGCCGCCGCCGCGCCUCGCCGGCUACGCCGACGCGGGACGGCAAUGUCUCCGACGCCUCGUCACCACCUUCUCUCACGCAUUCCCCCAACUUCCCGGCGACGAGGAACAAGUCCCGGCAGAAGAAGCAGGCCAAGUCGCCCAAGGUCACCACGGCGGAUCUCACCGGGCUGUUGCCCCGCAGACGCCACAAGAAGGCUCGAGACCCUUACAGCGCGGACGACACAGAGGAGGAGGAUGAUAUCGACGCCUCGAACAUCCCCGAGCACGACGACGAGCUCUCGUAUGCCGGCACGCGCACCCGCUCCCGACGCACGAAGAUCACGCCUCUUGACAGUGCCACGGCGAAUCGGCCGGCCUCCCGUGGUGGCAAGACGACUGCGGCGGCUGAAAAGUCCAAGGCGGCGAGGCGUUCUUCCACACGCACUUACAGCCGUCGUCUGUCAGACAAGGAAAAUGAAGGCGCAGUCGAGGACGAGACCGAGGCGGAAGGCGAGGCGGAGGCCGGGGCCGAUGGCGACAGUUUCGCUCCCAUCCAAGACGACGCCCUUGAGAGCCAGGAGAGCAGCGACCCCGCCCGCAGCGCUGACGAGCUGAAGAAGGCGGCGCGCAAAUUCAAGGAGGUUGAUCGCUGGGAGCUUGAGUUUGAGGAGAUGACGGAAGCCUCGUCACCGAACCGGGAUGCGCGGUGAG
Colletotrichum destructivum is the source of this 2059-nucleotide messenger RNA. RefSeq lists its product as uncharacterized. Bases 157 to 2058 code for a protein of 633 amino acids. The transcript has a single exon. Lineage: Eukaryota; Fungi; Ascomycota; Sordariomycetes; Glomerellales; Glomerellaceae. The record is from RefSeq and is a predicted model, not a curated record.